Molecule: messenger RNA, 1668 nt
Organism: Tetrahymena thermophila SB210
Lineage: Eukaryota; Ciliophora; Oligohymenophorea; Hymenostomatida; Tetrahymenidae
Product: armadillo/beta-catenin repeat protein
Exons: 8
Molecular function (GO): protein binding
Source: RefSeq, a predicted model, not a curated record
AUGAAAUACAACGUUUAUUUUCUUAAAUUAGCUUUUUUAUAAAUUGCUUUCAUUUAAUUAUUAAAUUUUUGUAAAAUAAUUAAGAAUUACAACUCUAAGUAACUUUUUAUCAUUUGCAAUCAAGCAAGAAGUUUUUACAUUUUAUUAGGGCAAAUAAAAAAGAUAAUGCAAUCAUAUAAGCUUCACGUUGUUUCUGAGCAUCUAUAGGAUAGAUAUCCAUAUCUCGAAGCAGAUUUUAACGAUCGUUAUGAUAAUACUGAAGUUUAUCAUGCUGUUUUUGAUAGGAGUAUCCCAAAAUUAAUUGAAAUUUUAUUGAUGCCAGAAAUUGAGGAAUUUAAGUACAGAGAUGCCUUAAUAACUUUAAAUGAGAUGGUAUCGCAUUAAGAGAUGAAAGAUUAAAUGAUAUCAUAAGGUUUAAUUAGUAUUGCAUCAGCAUUUUUACACCACAAAAUUGUUGAAAUAAGAAGAGAAGCUGUACUUUUACUAGGCUCUUUGGUCUCAAUUAUGAGAGGAAGAUAAAUAGUUGAUGAUUUAACAUAUGAAGGAUUUAAAAACCUCCUUUUUGAUGAAAAUUUAAAAGCAAGAGAAGCUAAUGCUUGGGCUUUAUGCAGAUUCUUAACAGGAAGAGAUGGUGUCGAUAGAUUAGCUUAAUCAAAAAUUAUUUAAUAUAUGGUAGAAUCCUUUUUAAAAUACACUGAAUAACCAAAAUUAGAAGAAGCUAAGUUCAUUAUUAUGCUUCUUGAAGGCUUCUUAAAUAUUCUUUAGUAUGAUAAUGGUAUUGUGUUCUUUGUAAAAACAGGAAUAGUAGCUCGUCUUAACAAAAUUUUAAGAAACGAAGAUGACACCUAUUAUGACAGAUAAUGGAGUUUAAGAAUUAAUUACCUAUGUUUAGAUUGCUUAGCAAAAAUAUGUGUUAACACUUAGGGCAAAGAAGAAGGCAUUGAAUUAAAGGUUAUUAACACAGCUAACAAUUUCUUAGACUCUCCCAUAAACGAAGAAAAAAAAUACUCAGUUGUUUUAAUUAUGAAUUGCUCAAUACAUUUAGAUGGUAAAAAGUAAUGCACUUAUGUUGAUGACGAUAAUUUAAUUAGAAAAUUAAUAGCUUUGUUAGAUAGCAAAGACGAAAAUUUAAGAGUUGAUGUUAAAUAAGCUCUGAAAAACAUUGCUGAAUUACCUGAUGGCUUCUUGGUAAUAACAGCAAAACUAGCUCAUAACUUAAACUAUUUGAAAGAGGUAUUUUUCGUAAAAUAAGGAAAUCAUAGAGUAUUUGAGCAACCAGUUUUACUGGCCUUAGCAAAGCUACUCCCUAAAACUUCUGAAUUGCAAAAUCCUCCUAAUCUUCCUGCUAAUAAGGUCCUUGAUUAUGAAAAAUAUUGUAUAGCAAUUUGCUACUUCAUAUUAAAUUAAGAAGAAGUUAUUCAUGAUGCUUUAGAGUAAAUUGUAAAGCUAGUUGAAAAAUUAGCUCCAUUUUUGCUUUUCAAAAACAAUAAGUAAUUGCAAGAUAUGGUUGCUCAUACCCUUCAAAAGUUAAUUUAAGAUUCAGAAACAAAAAGAUAGCUAAUUUAAUAUAUAAUGAAAUAUGGAAAUGUAGCACAUUAAAGCAACAACUCUACUUUAAAUGAAGAAAUAGCUAAAUAUAAAAAAUUAAGUGAAAUGUUAAGCAAGUGA